Messenger RNA from Tupaia belangeri chinensis (Chinese tree shrew), 10365 nucleotides. It is a transcript of the gene ETS1, whose product is annotated as ETS proto-oncogene 1, transcription factor. Bases 127 to 1446 code for a protein of 439 amino acids. Gene Ontology annotation, cellular component: nucleus. Gene Ontology annotation, molecular function: sequence-specific DNA binding; DNA-binding transcription factor activity, RNA polymerase II-specific. The record is from RefSeq and is a predicted model, not a curated record. NCBI's taxonomy places the organism in Eukaryota, Metazoa, Chordata, Mammalia, Scandentia, Tupaiidae. The transcript has 9 exons. Gene Ontology annotation, biological process: cell differentiation; regulation of transcription by RNA polymerase II.
CCCGCAGAGGGUUCUGGCAGGUAGUUGGAAAGAGACCACAGACCUGGAGGGCUGCUCAGCUCGCUGGGGACCUGCACCCGCCUUCACCCGUCUCUGUCUCUGCAGCAAAGCAGUGCUGAGCGCGCGAUGAGCUACUUCGUGGAGCCCGCGAACAGCCCCGUCUCCUACGCAGCCCCUUGGCCGGCCCUGGUGAGGCAGGGACCUGCCAGCGCUUACGAGGACCCUCGGAUGCCCUGUGCUCUCCAGGCCAGUUACCGCCAGCAAAGACCUUGCUGCCCACUCUGGGACGAGGCGGCCACUCAGGAGGUCCCCACCGGCCUUGAACACUGCAGCUCAGACAUGGAAUGUGCGGAUGUCCCCCUCCUAACUCCAAGCAGCAAAGAAAUGAUGUCUCAGGCCUUGAAAGCUACUUUCAGUGGCUUCAGUAAAGAGCAGCAGCGGCUGGGAAUCCCAAAAGACCCCAGGCAGUGGACAGAAACCCACGUCCGGGACUGGGUGAUGUGGGCUGUGAAUGAGUUCAGCCUCAAGGGCGUGGACUUCCAGAAGUUCUGUAUGAAUGGAGCGGCCCUGUGUGGCCUGGGAAAAGACUGCUUUCUUGAGCUGGCCCCAGACUUCGUUGGGGACAUCUUGUGGGAACAUCUAGAGAUCCUGCAGAAAGAGGACGUGAAGCCCUAUCAAGUUAAUGGAGUCAACGCUGCCUACCCCGAAUCCCGUUACACCUCGGACUACUUCAUUAGCUAUGGUAUCGAGCAUGCUCAGUGCGUUCCCCCGUCAGAGUUCUCGGAGCCCAGCUUCAUCACAGAGUCCUACCAGACGCUGCACCCCAUCAGCUCCGAGGAGCUCCUGUCCCUCAAGUAUGAGAAUGACUACCCCUCCGUCAUUCUCCGGGACCCUCUUCAGACUGACGCCUUGCAGACCGACUACUUUGCCAUCAAACAGGAAGUCGUGACCCCAGACAACAUGUGCAUGGGCAGGACCAGUCGUGGUAAGCUCGGGGGCCAGGACUCCUUCGAGAGCAUGGAGAGCUACGACAGCUGUGACCGCCUCACGCAGUCCUGGAGCAGCCAGACGUCCGUCAGCAGUCUGCAGCGCGUGCCGUCCUACGACAGCUUCGACUCCGAGGACUAUCCCGCUGCCCUGCCCAGCCACAAGCCCAAGGGCACCUUCAAGGACUAUGUGCGCGACCGUGCUGACCUCAACAAGGACAAGCCUGUCAUCCCUGCCGCGGCCCUGGCUGGCUACACAGGUGGGGGAGACCACACGGUGAGAGGGCUGGGCCUUACUAUUGGCCUUUCCCAAUGUCUGAAAAACCGAGGAAAGUGGAGGUGCAUGAUUUUGUCGGUGGUCUUCGAGGACCACACCUGGCUGUGUGGAUUCAGCGGCAGUCACACCUGGGAGCCGCCUUUGGGACAGAAGACUCGAACCCUGGUGUCUGCUGCUCCCUGAGGCCCAGCGGAUGCCUGGGUUUUAGGUGGCAGGGCUCCCGCAGGCUGGCCCGUCUGUGCUGGCGCGGCCCCCCUGCCUCUUCGGUGUCCUUGGGCCUCAUGUUCUGGGUCUCACCGCGAAUGGUGGGCUGCACUGUGGCCUUCUGCAUUGUUACCCAUUCAAAGCAGAAUGUGUCCAUUGAGCAAAACGCAGCCACCCUGCUGCUGAGGCGUCCACACAGGCCCCGUCACCUUCCUGCUGCCCUGGAGAACCUCCGGCCCCUGUUGGGACAGACCCCGCUGCAGGCCCAGGAUGCCUGCUGGUGCCCUCUAACCGCUUUCCCAGCCGUGGGCAGCAGCUGCUUGUGUGGAGCCUCCGUCCGAGAGCGGCUGGGGAUGCCUUCCCAGGGAAGCCUGACGUCCAGAACAGGCAGGGUGGCCGUGACACGGUCGCGCCUCAGCUCACUACGCCGUGCAGGCAUGAAGAGCGGGGCCUUGGGUACUCCGAGAGCUCUGUGCCGCAGGCCUCUCAUCUGCAAAAUGGCGACAACAGCAUCCCCAUCUCCAAGGCCUGUUGGGGGAAUUCCUCCGUGAGGGUGUGAAAGCCGGAACAGGGCAGGGAGCAGGAGCUGCUCUGAGUGCCCUGGCUUCGCUGUUCCGGCAUUCUCCGGAGCCCUUAUCUGUCCGGUGUCGUCUCAGCUCCUUGCAGACAACAUAUUUGACUUAACGGAAGCCCAGUAACUGCUGGCAGUGCCAUGGGGUGCAGUGAACAUUUAAUGCCACAUCAGGUCACUGACGUCAUUCCGCUUCUUCCCCAUGGCCGAGGGUACGUGUGCUAGCCUCUCGCACAGACGUGAAGGUCGUUAACCCUUCACCAAGAGCCACAGGAGGAAGAUGUGUUCUUUCCAUGAGCAAACGAGAGCCCUGGGGAAGGAGCACUUGUGGGGGGUGGUCCAGCCAGAGUCUCACAGCAAAUGAGAGCGUGCACACCGUCAGACCUGGGGGAGGAAAGACGGGAACUUGUUAGUGUGGAUCUGCCGGAAGAGGACACCAAGAUGCCAAGACAUGAUUGGUUGUGUCACAUCUUGGGGGUGGAGGAAGCCAGGAGAUGGCAGGAAGGUGGGUGGUGGUGGGGGGGGCGUUCGGACGGCGCCCCGCUGGGUGGCAGGCGUCUGAGUAGGAAGCAUCUCCAGCCACAGCUCAGUGCCCGGAGGGCUUGGCCAGGCUGCCCCCUGCCCUGCCCACUGUGUCCUCUCAGGUUGGUGCAGCCCCAGGAAGCGAGGCCUCAUGUGGACAUGGGGGAGCUGGUCAACCCCACUUGCUGCAGCAGGAGGUCUGAGCAGCACAGGGGGGACAGACUCACCGGCACUGACCGGUUCAUGUGGCUGGACCAGGAGGGGCCUCUGCUCCCUGCAGGUUGGUGACCAGAACUGAGCCUGGUGUUCAUGGAGUGGGAGCUCUCCUGGCUGAUGAUGUGAGAAUUUAAACUCGGGGCUUACAGGGCACAGGUCUGUGGGUGUUGACAGGCACCCAGGUUCUCGGGGAGGCCUUUGAAGGCCAGGCUCUGCCUUGGUUGAAGGUGUCGGGAGGGUGCUGUCAGCUCGUCUCGUCCUGUUAGCAGAACAGUAUCUCCAUGCUAUUGUUAAUAUUUCUGUCCUGCUGCUCUCUGCAAUCUGCCUGUAGGACCUGACACGGGGUGUUCUGGACUUCUGUGCUGCAUAAACUCUUGAACAAUUUGGUGUGCAAAUGAUCACUGAGGAUUUAGUUCACCUCCGCACAAACCCUAGUAUGCCUAACUUGUGAUAGCUCUCCUCCUGGAUAUGCAGGGAAACUUUACCCCUUGAGUAAAAUAAAUCCCAGAGAGUGAAUCGAGAAUCCUGCUGAGCAGAAGUGCCUUCCUGCCCUCUGACCCCGGUGUGAACUCCUCCUUCCUUCUGGUGUGCUAUGUAGCAGGUCAUCUUCUUUAGGAACUGAUUUGGUUAAAAACGAAAUUCUCAGCCCAGACCUCUAGCUCCAGACCUAAGCCGUCUCUGAUGACUUCUUCAAAGAAUCAGUUCCCUAGAAGACACAGGAGGAAAAUGCUCCGAGGAACCCACUUCCUGACUCCGGCCUCACUGUCCAAGUUUGUGUCCGAGACGGUUAGACAGUGCAGUGGGUUACAGCUCACAGGAAGCUGCGUUUGAGAGAAACAGCCUCCUUGCUCCACCGCUGCCCUCACACAUGCGUGCCUGAACACACCAGGUGUGCGAAGCUGGGGCAAAAACAAAGGCCCUCCCUUCAGAUGCUAAAAGCAUGUAAUGGCCUUGCUCUCAGACCAAGCCCACUGGCCAGGUGAGCCUCACUAGUCUGUCCCGGGUGGGGACCCCACCGGCCUUUGCCAGCUAAGGGCAGGCACCCUGGAGCCUGGCUGGGCCUUCCUCUGGCUGUCCUCCCAGUUGGGCCACAGAGGACUUGGUGAAGGGCAGGGGGCGCCUGCAUGAUGCAGGGUAGCCCGUGUAAGGGGGAAGAGCUCAGAGGGGAGGAGGAUCUGACUUCCCCUGUGGCCAGGAUUUCCCCAAGCUGGCAUGCCUGUGUUGCUUUCACUUGCAAAGCAGUUUCAUCUGCCUUUCUUCUUAUGCCUGUCUACUUUGCAUGGGAGGAAUCCCUAACCUUCAGUGGUCUGGAAUGAUGAUUCUCAUUUAAAAUAUUUGAAAAUGUUACAUUUCCAUACUUGAACGUUUUUUUUCUAACCACCCAGUUUCUGCUUUUUCACAUUUGCCAUGUAAAAAGUUGAUUUAAUUCUUGGAACACUAAUGAAAUUUUAUUGACUGCUUUUAAUUUAUGAAAAUUUAUUUUUCCUUGACUCUAUUGGAAAAUCUUAUGAAAAUUAAUUUUUCCUUGUUGCUACUUGAAAAUUGUAUUAAAAUUUUUUUCCGUUGUUUUAUUCUUCUUCAGUUUGCAUUUUCUAUUACUCCCAAACUGUUCUGUAAUAGGGUAACCUCUUGAGUCUCUCUCUUUCUUUUUGCAUAAUAAGAACUUAAUUUACACCCCACCCCCACCCCGCAAAGCUGGGGCGGGGGAGCAGGGCCAAGAUUUCCCUUUUAGGAAAGGGAGCAGUAAAGCCCAGAGUUUACAAGAGUUUUUAAGAAUGCACAGCACUGAGGCCAGGGUCUAGAUACUUGAUUUUCCAUUUGUGGCUCUUCCAUGGGUGUGUGUGUGUUUGUGUGUGUGUGUGUGUGUGACAGUUAAAAAAAUGGUUUUUUAAAUGUGUCUUCCUUUUUUUUAAGUCUAACAUGUCAGAGAUACGCACUUGACAGAGUAAUUGAUUUGAAAGCUGCUUUCUAACUUGUUUUCAGUGCUGGAGACUGGGCAUCUCUGCAGUAAGUAAGUAGCAGUUAAUGAAGCUAUUGUCAUCCUGUUCUCACAUUGUGUUGUGAGUGGGUACCUGGAAGCCCCCAUCCCUGCCCCGAGGCACUGGUCCUCCAUGCAGGAGUGUGCUCAGGGACAAAACUGGCUCUGCAUGGUCCAGGAAGCCAGGGCACUGCUGGCAGGGAAGGUAGGGGACACGGAUCGUGCUGGAGAAGAGGGGGGUCUUGGUGGGGCCAAAGGACGGGUGACUCAGAAGACAUGGGAGGUGGCCCCUGUGGCACAAAGCUGGGCAGGAACACUAAGCACCUCUGCUGACAUUUCUUUCAACAGCCCUUCCAGUGCCUCGCCGGCAGCCACAGCCGUCCAGAGGUCCAGAGGGCUGCCUGGGGAGUGGUUUACCCUCAGGAAUGCUCGUGUAGCUUCCAGGCGAGUCUGGUCCAGAGGCAAGAGCCACCAGGAUGGUUCUGUUCAAUUGAUCAUUGAACUCCACUUCAAAAGGACUUCAUGGAGAUAGGUUUUGGAAUAGUUCAUGAAUAUAUUCAGAAAGGUCUUGACAUGAAUAGUUCAUGAAUAUAUUCAGAAGGGGUGACACACAGACUUUGGGGUGGGUACCCCUCUCGUCAAGUGAGAAGAGACACUUGUGAACAGAUGGGUCAUUUCUGGAUUCGAGGGUUCUGUUUUUGCCCUGGUCGUUCAGCUGUGGGUAGAGACACCUGGCUGGGAGGGCGGGACCUGCCGGCCUCAUCUCUGUGCUGAGGGCCACCUGCCAGAUGUGUGCUGUCGGGGCAGAGCCAGCCCUGCUGCAAGGGUGACCAACCAUGAGAGUUUCAUAGGUUAAAAUUAACAUGGUGUCCUGCCCGUGUGGGGUAUUUGACUUUUAGAGAGGAGCUAAAGAUUAGCUCCUCAGAGCAGCAGAUGAACCCCCAAAGGACAGAGGUGUGGUCAUGUUUAUUUUGGGGAGCAUGUUGAUGACACAUAGCUGGGAGUCACCCAUAUUGUUGGGGUGACUUCAGUCCCACUGCCUGUCUUCAGAGGCGGCGGCUUAGUGAUAUCAUUCAGUACUGUUUACUGAGCCUGCCGACGGUGGGCUCUCGGCUUGGCACUGAGACCAUCAGGGUGACAAGGCACGGUCGGUGUCCACCUGCAUGGAGCCACCCCCUCGCCGUAGCUGCUCACCGGGGCCCAGGCGACAGAGUGAGCCCUUGUGGCUAAAGCAGAAAUGAGGAAGGAGUAGAAGGAAAACCAUCUCAUCCAGAACCCUGUGACCCAGCCUCGAGGCCAGCACCACAGGCAGGCGGGCCCUUGGCCUGGAAAGCGAGAACGGUGUUGAUGGGCCGGCAGGGCCCGAGCAGCUCUGGGGCUCUCACCGGGGUCGAGUCCCGCCCCCUGCCGUGGGCUGCAGUUGUGUAGUUCUCAGCCUGAGUGGGGACAAGGAAGCAGGGGUGGUUAAGCAGCUCUCUGUGAGCUGGACGGCAGCCUCGCUGUUGCAGAUGAGAAGGGACUUAGGAUAUGGCCAUGCAGGUGGGAAGGCAGGAAGUUACUGGAAACUUUACCUUGCCAGAACAUUGAGAUUACUGCCAUAGGUGAGAGGGCCUUGAGGGUCCCUUGGAGGAGGGCGUCCUGCUGGCCUGGGACCCCCCGCAGGGCUCCAGCUGGAGUCCCUCUCACCCAGAGGCUGAGAAGAACAAAGCAUGAGGAGGAAAUGCCCUGCGCAUUGGGAGGGCCACGGGCGGGGGGCAGACGGCGGGGUGGGGCUCGGCGAGACGGGGCGGUGGGUGUGUGUGGGUGCCUCCCCCUGGCAGGCUUUGGAAAGAGACCUCCUGGGAACAGGGCCCCUCUGUUGCUGUGGCGCGGAGCCGCGACUUGAGAAGCAUAGUUUCUCAGUGAUGCCACCGGAUUCCUGACGUGUGACACGGGGCAGCCUGGAGAAGGGUGCUGUUGACCGCCUGCCCCGGACAGGGACACCAUUGUGACUACAUGGCAUGUGAGCUCCCCCUUCCCACGCCCGGCUAUUCUUAGUACCACUCUCUGCUCCCGGGGACGAAGGUCACUGGGCCCGCAGUCUGUUUGGGCAGUGGCUGGGGCAGGCUGGGUGGGGAGGCGCAGAGCGGGCUGUGUCCAGCCAUCUGUGCUGUGGCGUGGAGCAGCCUCCGCCUCAGGCUCCUGCCCUAGCCGGCGUUUCUUCUGGGUGAAGGUUCUGGGCCCUUCCUGUAUCUGUUGCCCCCAUAAGAGAAGGCAGUUGAGGCGUUAGUGAAAAGGUGCGGAGAGAAGCUUCCAGAGGCCCCACAGGCUUCUCUUGUGGUACGGUGUGGGCGUUCCGUGUGCAGGUCAAAGGGAAGGUCCGCAGGCUUCUCCCGUGCAGCGUGGGCUUUCUGGAAUGUGCAGGUCAGCAGGGGGACUCGCAGGCUGCCUCUGUGAAAUCCGGGACUGGGGCUGUGCUGACGUCACGCUUUGGUGACUGUCCUGUGUUGGAGGCGGGCCUUCAGAAAGCUCACGGAGAACGCACGUGGUCAACAGCCUGCGUGGAUUUCAGAAUGUCUUGCACCAAAGUAAGCUUGCACUUUAGUUCCAUUUUUCACAAACUCUCUGAAGUGCCCUGCUGGGAAGCUGGCUGGGGAUACUUCUGCUGCUGGGGUUCCUGCACUGUCUCUAGGCACCCCUUUUCCUGCCUGCCCCCUUCUUCUUUUAGGCAUACAUGGGAGACAGUCAGUGCUGCUCCCAGGACCUGGGUCCCAGUGUCGGAAUUUAACAUUCUUCCCUUCCUUUCAAACCGAGGAAAGCUUGCAGUGAGCACAGAAAGUCGAGGGCGAGGACUCCCCCUGCCCCUGGCAUACAUGCAGACGCCUGGGUCAGAGUCGGGGUCAGACACACCUGGGCAGGGCUGGACCCAGGUGCGUGCAGCCUGCAGCCAUUCGAUGGUUCCACGGGGACCAGCACUUCAGGGAAGGGCAAGUGUGAGCCAUCUGUCCGAGGGUCCCUCACAUGUGCUGAAGCCCCCUCACUACCCGCUGAGGUGCCAGGGCAGGUGGCAGCUGUGCUCCUGGGCCCGCCCGCACCCCAGGAUGUGCUGCAGAGGUGCCUGCUGCUCUGGCAGUGACGAGGACUUCCCUAGAAGGGCCCGGUCUGGCGGUCCAUUUCCUCAGCUCAGGCAUUAAUCCCCUUCUGUCCAAGAGGCUGCAAGAUGAACAGGUGGGGGAGGUGCUCAGGUAAAUAGCAGGAAGGGAGAAAUCGCCAGCGUGUCAUUUAUGAGCUUCCAGGGGGCUGACUCACUGUCUGCAGCACCAUCUCUGGGCACCAUGGCUGCUAGUGGUCAGGGUCGGGAGGACCCCGGCCAUCUGGUGCCCUGCGGCUGCCGUGAAGUGAGGAAGAGGAGGAGGUGGUCUUAGAAGCUGGUUGCCCCUUGGUGGGCUGCAGCAGGUGGUCUGUUUAGAGCGGCCCUUGGGCUUGGGCCCGUCCAAGGGCAAUGUCGUGCUGAGAUGGAGCAUGCGACCGCCGGGGUCUGCCCGAGUACUCGCUUCUGAUCCAGGUGGCCCUGCAUGAGGCAGAUGGCCGUUCUGUCUGGUUCUUCGGCUAUAGAGAGGUGGAGGCCCACUGUGGUGGGGACAGCACCACCCCACGGAGCUCUCAGAGGGAGGAAUGGGAUGGCUCUAGAGCAUCACCCCCGCGUCAGGUGCAGUCGGUGUCCGGGAAGUCAUUGCUGCCCUGUCAGGGCUGAGAGCUCUCUGCCCGCCCCUCUCUCAUGUCAUCCGAGUCCAGGAAAGGCUUGUCACACAGCUUCGGGGUUCUGGGCUCCCCUUCUCUUGUGGCAGGUCCUGUUGCCCUGUCACAAGGGCUCUUGCUGGUACAUUUUUUGUUGCCAGCGGAUGCAUGCACUCACCAGAGACAGAGACAGAGAGAGAGGACGGAUGCUCUAAUGGGCAUGGUCACUUCAUUUCUCCAUCUCGUCAGGACUUGGGCACGCACGCACACACGCCGAGCAGUGGGUCUAAGUUAGGUGCGAGACAGCUUUAACAAAAAGCAGAAAGCAGAGGAGGUUAAGGAUUCUCAGCACCGCCCUCUAGGCUGUCUUCUUUGAUAGGCAUUUGCUGAAUCAUUUCACUCUGAAAUGUGUAUAAGGUGUUUCUUACAAGAGUGUUUUAGGAGCAAAAGGUGAGUUCUUGGGAAGGUGCAGUGGAGCGGUCACAUUGUCCGUGCUUAGCUUGGGCUGUGCUGAGGUGGGGCCCUGGAAACCACCAUGCGGAUGUAGGCCUGGGCCCUUAGCAGCUCAACGGCAACGCCGGUCAACAGCAGGUUCUGUGAAUGGCAUCCCUGCAGGGUCCAGGGGCUCGGGCGCUAGAGCCGGCCACACCGUUCGUGGCUGUGCCGUGGAGCAAAGCUGCGUUAUCUCUCUGAGCUCCUUUUCUGCCCCAUGGGAUGGAAACAGCGAGACCACUUGAGCCUCACUCACGCACAGGGCCAGGUGGGGUCUCGGGGGAAGUGAAAUGAGGUGGCCAAACGCGCCUGGUAAAACUCCAGAAUAUAACAGAGCUGACUCUUACCAUCAUAAAGGAUGGCUCUAUUUUAAACUGAGAAGGAAUUAAACCUUGUUUUCUAUUGGAUCUGUUUUCUUUGGACCAGAUCUGAACUCAGGUUGAAGACUGGCUCCCUAGAAAGUCUAGUGUUCUCAGCUGAGCUCGAACAAUCAGAUUUCAUUGCUAUCUUCCAAGCCCCGCUCUACCUGGAUGGUUUAUGAGAUCGUGUUGUAAGGCAAUGGUGUAGACACUUUGGAAGCAGCGACUUUGAACCCAUACUUAUCCACGCAGCCACGCCCAUACACACAGUAGGGAUCCCUGGCGGCUUUGUCCCCUCAGAAUAGAAAGAGACCCCGGGGGGGGGAAUCGCGGGACAGAGCCUUUGCAGAGAGUCCAGAGAACGGCUGCCAUCCCGGGCCUUCGGGAGCUACGCCCCGCAAAGCCAGGAGCCAGGACAGAGAGCAGUGUGUUGGUCAGAAGCUGCUGAAGCCGAGAACAGCUCUGGAGGCUGCCUUUGCCUCGUCUCCGGUUUCCUCCCACAUGGACGGUGUUGUCCUGGGAGUGGCCUGGGAGCGCGGGUGGUGGUAGAGAGGGACAUCCUGACUGCAAGGACCCAACGUCUGUUCCCUCCUCAAAGGACUAGAGGGUGCUAAGCCUCGUGGCGAACCAGAGCCAGAGCUCCCGCGUAGAGGACGCCCAGGGCCCAGGCCUCUGAUCGGAACUGGGGCGGUCCUCGGUCGGCAUCUUUCCUACCUCUUACGGCGAAGGGCCGUGUAGUUUUAGAAGACACGAGACAUGAGGCCGCCGUAGACUGUCCAGAAGCCUGACCCAUGUCCGCUUCCUCGAGUGUGCUUGGCCACACGCGUGGACCGACUCCGGAGUCGGCACGGCAGUCGCCUUGCCCGCGUGCGUGCUGUUUCGCUUUGGGAAGCAGCCCUUCCCUGCUCCGUCUGCUCAAGCCUGGGACAUUUCCCCGGGCGUUUGUGCUCGGUGGGCCGGCACUUUCUCCAGGAGAGGGGCAGGCAGAGGCGGGCGGGGUGCUCUGCUGAGCAGAGGGGCGUAAUGACUCACCACGGCUGUGU